AUGAAAGGAAACAUGGAAUUAAAACUUCACCUUUCUCACGAUGAUGUACGUUUUCUUCGAAACAAGAUAAUUGAAGCUGCUGAUUUGAAAAUUAAAGUUCAUUUACCAUUUCAAACUGAAUUCGAAAAAGGAGAAUUUCAGAAAUUAGAUGAUCCCAUGAGAAGUCAAGUUCAAGAACUCGUUCAUCAAUUUAUUUAUGAAUCACUUGAAAUUUCUCGGUAUGGCUUAGUUGUCGAUGGAAGAGAUAUUAGUGGAAAAUCAAGUACUCUUGCCGAAACCUUGAAACAGAUGGAAAAUAAUGAUGUUGAGCCUUUUAAUCAAGAACUAAAUGAUGAUCUUAGGGAAGCUUAUGCUCUUGUUGAUGAGCUUACUUUAGACAUUUCUAAUCUUAGGCAAAAAUUUCCAAACGAGAUUUUGAAAAUAUUCACCAACUCUACUAUAAGUUUAGGACAAUUUAACGAUAAAAAUGACUUAAAAAAUCUAUUGAAUUUUACAAGAGAUGAAAAAAUCAUUCAACAAAACAUUAAACAUUUGCAAGAAGAAUACUACAAAGUUUUGGGAGAAAUCGAAAAUUUGAAAAAAUCUGAAAUACCUAAAGCAAGUCUUCAUACAGAAAGAUUAGAGAAAAUUCUGGAUUUUUUUAAGCAGUAA
Molecule: messenger RNA, 651 nt
Organism: Magnusiomyces paraingens
Lineage: Eukaryota; Fungi; Ascomycota; Dipodascomycetes; Dipodascales; Dipodascaceae
Exons: 1
Coding region: 1-651 (216 amino acids)
Biological process (GO): mitotic sister chromatid segregation
Cellular component (GO): kinetochore
Source: RefSeq, a predicted model, not a curated record